Labrus bergylta (ballan wrasse) is the source of this 1183-nucleotide messenger RNA. RefSeq names its product ras-related protein Rap-2a. Gene Ontology annotation, biological process: Rap protein signal transduction; negative regulation of cell migration. The record is from RefSeq and is a predicted model, not a curated record. Gene Ontology annotation, molecular function: GDP binding; GTP binding; GTPase activity. Gene Ontology annotation, cellular component: plasma membrane. NCBI's taxonomy places the organism in Eukaryota, Metazoa, Chordata, Actinopteri, Labriformes, Labridae.
GAGCCGAGUGGGGACCAGCUGGUUACGCAGCGGCCGCGGGUCUCCACCCGAGAGUAUGGCGGCUGGGAUUUCACCGGAGAACGAGGGAGAGAGCGAGACAUGCGAGAGAUGGUGAAAAAGAAAACAAAGGUCGUAUCAGUUUGACUUUUUGCUUUUCAUCCUGAGGCUGUCCCGUGCUUGAGAAAUCGUGUAUGCAGUUCAUUCCAGGGGCUAACCCAGCGAUUUUCCAGUGUCCUCGAUGGAGCAAGUUUGUUUUUUUAUGAUGCUCAGAGAGGGGUGAGCUAAGCAGAUGAAACGGACCACAUCUCAUCGAGCGGUGAUUUCUUCUUCUCUGUGCACAUCUCGGACAUUUACAGCGCUCGGAUGUCCGUGUAGCUGUCAGUGAGUGGCCUGCAUGGGGGAAUUUCUACAAUGAAAUCCAUCUUCGGGCAGCGAUUCUUUGUGCUCUGCUGUAGCUGAGCAGCAGCAGCCAGCAGGACCGUGUUAUUGACAACCCGUUCAAAAUGGGACACGAAUGGUGAAUGUGAUUCGUGUGGGAACAUUUUGAAGCUCAUUUCAAUGACGCGCGGAGAGUGAACCCCCUACCACUUGAUUUGAUCCACGAUGCGCGAGUAUAAAGUGGUGGUCCUAGGCAGCGGUGGGGUCGGGAAAUCCGCCCUCACUGUGCAGUUCGUCACCGGGACGUUCAUUGAGAAGUACGACCCCACUAUAGAGGACUUCUAUCGCAAGGAGAUCGAGGUGGACUCCUCACCCUCGGUGCUGGAGAUCCUGGACACGGCUGGUACCGAGCAGUUUGCGUCCAUGCGGGACCUGUACAUCAAAAACGGUCAAGGAUUCAUACUAGUCUACAGCCUGGUCAACCAGCAAAGCUUCCAGGACAUAAAGCCGAUGAGGGAUCAGAUCAUAAGAGUGAAAAGGUACGAGAAGGUUCCUGUGAUCCUGGUGGGGAACAAGGUUGACCUGGAGAGUGAGAGGGAGGUAUCGUCCAGCGAAGGCCAAGCCCUGGCAGAGGAGUGGGGCUGCCCGUUCAUGGAGACCUCGGCCAAAAGCAAAACCAUGGUAGACGAACUAUUCGCUGAGAUCGUUCGGCAGAUGGACUACGCCGCCCAGCCAGACAAGGACGACCCCUGCUGCUCGUCUUGCAAUAUACAAUAGCCCUGAAGGGGGGGCGUCCAGGAACAGG